ACUUCGUGAAGUAACAUGUCGCGUUCCGGAGCCGCCUUCGCUUUGCUGCUCGCGGUGGGAUCCACGUGGGCCGCCCUGCCGCUGCCCGAUUAUGUCAGCCCAUGCAGCAUCAAAGCUUCGGACCGGAAAAUCAGCCAAUGUGCUCUGGAGCACGCACGACUUGUCAUGCCCAAAGUAAUGAAAGGCGAUCCCAAGUACAAUAUACCCAUCUUGGAUCCGUUACACGUGGACCGAAUGGAGGUCAUUAAUGGCGAUGGACCGUUGGGACUGCAACUCAUCACAACAGACCUUAAAAUAUAUGGUCUACCCGACAUGAUUAUCAACAGCGUAACGCAUGUCGCUAAGCCAUUGGGGGUGACGUACGUGACUACAACACCAGAAAUCACAGUCAAUGGAAAAUACAACAUAACUGGAAGAAUUUUGCUGUUGAAUAUUUACGGCAAAGGAAAUGUCGUCAUGAAGUUAAAGAAUAUGAAAAUGAUCUACCAAUACGAUGCCGAAAUGCAGAAGCACAAAGACGGAGAGAUCUAUUUCGUGCCGCUGCCCGGCGAGCGCUUGGACAUCGAAGUGGACGGCCUGUCGGUGCACCUGGACAACCUCUUCAACGGCGACAAAAUCCUUUUGGAAUCUACAAACAGAUUUCUCAAUGAAGAAUGGGAAGAAGUCUUUGAAUCACUGAAGCCUUCUUUUAUUAAAGAAAUUUCGGCUUUGAUUAGAAAUAUCCUGAAAGGAAUAUUCGACCAAGUGCCCAUGAGAAAUGGAUGGUUGGAUUUCGACGAAUUUACGAAGAACAAGGAUAAGUUUCAG
Gryllus bimaculatus (two-spotted cricket) is the source of this 807-nucleotide messenger RNA. The record is from the annotation of a GenBank genome assembly. Lineage: Eukaryota; Metazoa; Arthropoda; Insecta; Orthoptera; Gryllidae.